UCAGGAGCCAUUUUGAUUCUGGACGCGACGAAAGACACUCAACGUUCAGAUGAAUCGGAAUCAAAGAAAUCAUUCCAACUUUCGUGGGAAUCGUGGUGGCGACAGGGAUGGAGGGAUUGAUUUUAAUAGACAAGGGCUGCUUGGAGAACCACCAGGGAUAGGGGGAAUGAAUAGUCCUCCAAUGACAGGUGGACUAGGCCUAUUGGGGAGUGCUCCAGGACAGGGAAUGCCAGCAGGGAAUCUCUCUGGGCCAUUAGGAGCAGGAAUGAACCAAAAUAUGUUUGGUGGAAUGGGAGGAAUGGGGCCACAGAUGGGGUUGGGUCAAGGAGGAAUGGGACACCAACACCAGGGAAGAGGAGGAAUGGGACAGACACACAACCAAACUGACAUGAACCGUGGCGGCCAAGGCGGUAUGAACAAUGGGGGAGGUAACCAGGGUAUGAUGGGUAUGCAGCAACAGAUGGCAGCAGCAGCAAUGAGGGACUCACAGCUCCAACUGGUCAGUAAUCUCAUACAGCAACAAGGAGGCAUGUCCUCAUCAUUGAUGGGUAGUCCUAACCAGGGUGGAGUUAUGUCUGGGGGCCAUGGCAUGGGAAGUGGAGCUGGCUUGAUGGGCAUGGGUGGUAUAGGCAUCAACGAGAUAGAUCGGAACUCAGAACGAAGAAACAGUGGUGGAAACAGUAUCCCAUCACUGUUUGACAUCAACACCAAAAAGACAGGACUGCUUGGAAAAAGAGGAAACAACAACAGUAGAGAUCGUGAGAGUCGCUUUUCUAACAACCAGAAUAGUAACAAACGGAUGAGACAGAACAGUCAGGGGCUAUCCCCUCGAGGCUAUCACCAAAACCGUCAAGGUCAUCAAUAUCGUCAGAGUCGCUGGAGCGAUCGCAGCCCCACCCGAGCUGGCGGUGUCCGCCCGAGAGAGCGAGAUUUCCGACGUCCGUCAAGCAGGGACUCAAAAUACUCUGACCGUUCCCCGAACUCCCGCACUUCGCGGGACAGGCGGGAAUCAGGAUCAUCGAGAAAGGAGGAGUCUGAGGAGUAUGAUCCCGCUCAGCCAACAGAAGAGGAUGACGAGCUUGAAGUUCCACCACUGGAGAGUGACCCAGAGGAUGUCCUGAUACCUGAGGUAACCGUUCAGCUGGACCAUGAUGACAAACAGUCCAAAGAGGAAGAUGUGGAUGAAUCUAUGGAAGAGGACACCAAGUCUCCAGGAUUAGCAGAGGGUGGUGACUCCAGCCUUACUAUCACACUCAGCGGGUCGGGACGCUCUGUAAAUGAUACCAACACAGAGAAGACUGAUGAUACCACUCCAACGAAAAAAUCCAGUUACUACUGCCAUGCCUGUGGAGUAGAAUGUCGUACAGAGGAGGGGUUUGCCAAACAUAUGAAUGGAAAGAAGCACAAGGUGAGGAUGGAAAGUCUACUUACUUUGCAUCAGGAGAAGUCAAAGCAGUUUGAGGCACGAAUCAAAGCUGAGGAGCACCUGCGAAAGAUUGAGGGGAAGCCUAGGAAUGAAAGACGCAGCAGUGGUGGAGAUGGUGGCCGGUAUCAGCACUUUUCUGGGCGAUACUCCAGAGAGAACUUUGGUAACACUCCACCUUCUGGUCACUUCCGACACCCAGGACCCACCCACAUGACCCAUUCAGGUCAACGACGUGGCAACCAAGGAAGCUCGGGUGGGGCGUGGUUAAGAAAGAAUCUUCGUGAUCGUGCAAGGAAGUCAAGUCGAGAAGAAGAUGAGGACAACGGUUUCCCAGAUUUUGGUGACAUGGUCACUGUUGAUACUAUUGGAUUUGAAGAUGAUUAUUUAUCACAGGAUGAUGAACAGGAUGUGUCGGACCGAAACCAGGCAGAGUGCUCAGAUAAGGAUGACAAAUUGGAUAUUGCUCAUACAAAACAAGUCUAUGACCCAGAGACAGCUGUUGGUCAGAAGUACAUAAUACCAGUCUCUGGAUUCUUCUGUAAACUCUGUCAUCGAUUCUAUAACAGUGAAUCAGCUGCCAAAAUUAGCCAUUGCCAAUCAGAGUCACACUUUAACAAUUACCAGAAAGCUGUGUUAAAUAAAGCACUCAAUAAAAACAGGAAAAUUCUAACAAAGGAUCAGGCAAAACAAAAAUCAAAGGAAUCUGGAGAAAAUCCUGAUGACCCAUCAGAAAACCAAGAAAGCAGCCAAGCAGAAUGUAGACAGGAAACGAAUGAUACACAAGAUAGUUGUAAAGAGGAAUUGGGCACAGCAAAAACCACACAGAGUAAUGGUGAUAUCAAUACUGAUGUGAUAGGCCAGUCAUGUGGCUCUGUUAUGAAGACAGAAGCCAACAAUACAUCAGAAAUAGAUCCGGAUACAGAGGUAAAAUUAUUGGAGCAUUCAAGUGAAGCAGGAAGUCCUGAUGUGCCAGAUGAAGAUGGCUUACUUGAGGAGGAAAUGGAGGAGGGAGUGGAAGAGGAAAUUGAGACAGAGGAGCCAAAAUCAGAACCUGUCAUUACUAAAGUCGAUCAAAAAGGAAGGGGUGGAGGUCGGGGUCGGACAAGGCGAGGCAGACGAGGAAAAAACUGAUGGUCGGGGCAGUUUUAAAUUCGAUUGCAAAUUAAGAAUUUUGAAAGUCAGAUAUCCAGAUAUAUGUGUAAGAAUCUAAAACUAAAAUGUGGAUGUGAUCUGUUGAAAGACCAUAAGAAAGUUUUUGAUACUAUCAUUAUUACAUCUGGGUUUAUGAUCGAUUAAAUCUUUCAUUGGGGGAUUACUUUUUGAUAUUAAGUACUGUAACUUUUUGUUAUGGUGUUUGUUAAGACUUACGGCAGCCAUGAUAAUGACCUGGAGUGAUAGGGUAUCACUGAUGUGGUAAGAAUUCCUUUGGUAUAAUGUAUUUAUAUUAUACUACAUAUUUCUGUAAUGUAGCAGUACAUUAUAUAUAUAUGAUUAAUCCCAAGAUAAAAUUGCUACUGAACACUCAAUGUUACAAGGUUGGUGUAUGGAAAUCUGAUGGUGAUUGGUUGCACAAAAUAUUUUAUAAAUGAUUUUCACUGUGAAAUGGAGGAAAAUAUCCAUGGUUUGUAAUAUGUUUUGACCACCAGGUUUUGUUAAAGUCUUGAUAUUUUUGGUACUUUUAACUGUAACUUGCCCUGUAAAUUUACUUGUAGUUGUUGUGGAAACUUUUCUGGAGAAUUAUCUUUUUUUAAGUGUAAUUUUCUUUAAAAUUUUCAUUGAAUUGUAGAUGGCACAAGUACUUGUUCUGUGUAUUAAAAAAUAAAUGAUCAGAAUAAUGGACCAAAGGUGCCAUAGAUUGGAGAAAGCUUCAUUACAAAAAUACUGCCAAUUUACAUAUCCAUAAAUGUGUAAUUUUUUGUUCUUGCCAUUUUGAAAAUAUUGCCACCAUUAUAUAUGUUGUAUAAUUUUGAUAUCUCAGCCAAUAAACAAUGCCCUGUAUUUGUAUUUGAAUUGUAUAUUUUUAUCAUGAAAUGAAAUUAUGUUCAUGUUAUGUUACAAAUGAGAUUGACCUAGCAGAAGGCAUAUAAUUGCAUCAUCUUUUUCAGAUCUUUUAACUUCUAAUUUUUGUCCGAAUCUUUCAAAAAUCUUGUCUAAAAUCUUCAGAUAAUCUUGGUGGACAUCAAGUGGUUAGUUUUGUUAUGAGUGUUUAUCUAAUCAUUAUCAUUACCGGUGAAUCAAGUGGGAAAAAGUGAUUCUCAAGAGUUGAUUUGAUGUACAUUUGUAUUUCAACAAUUGUCCCCAUAAUGUCUGUUUAAAAACUCCAUUUAAAAGAUAUAGCUAGCUAUUUCUUUAAUAUGUGUAGUACAAUAUUUUUCUGUCCUAACUUCAAAAUGCAUUUAAAGUAUGUAUAUCUUUUCCUUAAAGUAGUUACAACAGGUCACAUUUUAAAUGAUUUCUGUGUUUAUACUUAUUUUACUUGGUUAACAGUUAAUUAUGUUUUUAAAGCAUGUUGUGAUUAUGAUUUGAUUUAGAAUGGUUUUACAAUUGGUGUAAUUCAGUAGAUAGUGGAAGUAAUUACUCUUCAAGAGAGCGUAUCCACUCUAAGCUUAAACAAUGUAUAAAAUGGAUUGAUGUUAUUGUAUCACUUGAAGAUUUGAUUUUGAAAGUUUUAUUGUUGAUGGUUAUAGUCAAUGUUUGUAUUUAUUUGGUGGAAUUUUUUAGUUAGAUUAGUUUACAGUCUAGACUGUCUUGUGUCAAACACGGGGUCCUGAAAGACGGUCUGGGAUUUUUGACGGGGUGGUCAUGAUGGUAAUAGAUCCAUAUAUAAUGAAGAUGACUAACAUAUAUGCUAUCUUUUAAAUGAUAUUUUUUUAAAAUACAUGUAUCAAGAAGAAAUAAAAAUACACAUUUUUUCAUCAUUACCAUUAAAAUAAGUUAAAUGAGGUAUGUAGAACUACCUAAACUGGAUAACUUUCUCUGCUCAUUGUUCCAUAUAUAAUGUUGUUUCGAGCCUUGAAGCUUUGGAGCCAUCUUUUAAAACUUGAAAAUCAUCAUUUUGCAAACUUUGGUGGUCCUGUCAAAUUAAUACUUCUUUAGUUGGCUUCAUGAACCCAAGCUAGUGUUAAUUCAUUUACGUCCUCAUUACCGGUGUUAUGACGGCAGCAUUUUGAAUUUCCUGGAACAUUGUUCUCAUAGUCACUGAGCAACUCUUAACUUCCUCUUAUGAAGAUUUUGCACUUGAGCCUAACUGACACUUAACUGUUCUGCGAUUUUGUAUACGACAACAACCCGAUCCAGCUAUUUAAUAGUGUCAGUUCUCUGUCACAGUUAAUAUCACUUUUUUUUUUCUUCUUGUCCGCCAUGUUUGUUCACUCAUUUCUUCAGGUGAUUAAAUCUCGAGAUAUUAAAUUCUUGUCAUGGCCUCACUUAUGCAAUUAAAUUUUAUUUACUCAAUUGUUGAUAAAAAAUUAUUGAAAUAGGAAGCUCAAGUAAUGUGCAGAAGUUACAAUACCUGUUUUUCAUUAAGUCUGACAUCUGUUAGUAGUAUAAAUAGUUUAAAAGCUUGAGGAGUAUGGUACUUUGACUGUCAGUUUGAUAGGUGUGGGAACUGAGAUUAUCACAGAUUGUAUUGCUUACAGUGUGGUGUGUCCAUGAGGGAUGAGAAUCGGGGAAGGUGUCAAAGUCGCUUAAGACCUGGACUGUAAAAACAUGACUGGGAGUUACUGAAUACAGACUGACUGAAUAGCAAACAGCAUUUGGAGGUGGAAGGUAUGGUCGAAUAAGGGAUGGAGUCGUUUAAUACAGGGGUCACUCAGGCAGUCUAGACUGUAGUUGUGAUUUAUUUGCUUGGGAGAAUCAAAUUAUAAUAACUGCAGAGUCAUUAAUUAGAUGUGAGCACAUUUGUCUGUUCUACAUGAUACUUGUGAUAGCAUUAUUGUGUAUUUAAUGUACAUGACCCUAAAUCAAACAUUAAUUUAUGUAUUGUCAUUAGUGCUGUUUUUAUACAUAUAGAAACCAUACUUUGAGUGUUACUGUUUUCUAUAUGUUCCAUCUUACCUUUACACCUUGCUUUAUAUUCCAUGUCACAAACAUUGUCCUUAUAUAUAUUUGUGUGUAUAUUGACAACUUUACUUGUGUGGUGAAUUUGAUAUGUGUGAUGGUUUCAGAAACAAUGAAACUUGCCAAGAGUAGGUCAUGGAAUUGUUGUAUUAGCCAACAUUGACUACCUGUUUGAAGGUUACAAAUGUACCCAAAGAUUCCAUUUUACUAAUGAUGCAUGUGUAGAAGUAUAUUUUAGAGAAUUUUUUUUCUCACUUCACUUGCAAUACUCAAAAGUUCUUGCAGUAUUCAAUUUAAUUUUGAAGUUUUAAUUGAGUAGAACUCGAGAAAGAUUACAUUACAUUUUAUAGAGGUGUGGACGCAUACAAAAUAUAGACACUGGUUGAACAGUAAAAGGAUACUGUUGUAUAGACUUUGUUUCUUUUUUGUAUUACUGUAAAUGUUAAAGCAGCAUCACGAUAAAAUGAUUUUUAUUUACAAAACUUUUUAUGAUUACAUUGCAUUAUUCCAUAUUGUUAUAUAGAGUUUAUAGCCCUAAGAACAAAGUCAGCGGUUUUUGCUGAAAUAUGCCCAUAAAGAUUUUAAUAAAUAAAUAUAAAACGAAAAUCUCUCACUGUUGAUCAACACACGCAAAGAGCAUGUCACCUGUAAACAAAGUCUACCUGUAUGAAUAAGCCACGGUAGAAAGAGGUUGCAGUAUCAGCCCCUCAGUGAAAGAAGGUUAAAGUGUUAAUCCUGAUUUUCACUAGGGAAGCAACAUCUCCGACAUGAAUUAUUUGGGCAUGUUUUUAAUUAGAAAAACAGAGGUUUAUAUACUGUCUCAGUACUGUCAUGGUCAUUUGUCUCCACCAUCAUGUGUUCACGUUUUCAGAUGAAUUGCCUUGCUUUCAAAAAUUCACAUAUCAGAUUAGUUUUCCCAAUAAGAUUAGUGAUCAAGCUAGACAUAGAAAAUCAAGUGUGAAUAUUGAGAUAGAAUAGAAAUGGAAGUGUAUAAAACAGGUACAAUCAAUAAAAAAGGGUGAAAAAAAGUUUUUUUUACCGUGAUGGUGCUUUAACCAUUUCUGAUAGUUUGAUUAUUCAUGAGACAUGUCUGUUAUUGCUGCCUCAAAUUUAAAUGUGUGGAUUACCUAGAUGACUACUUGAUACAUUGUUGGUAUGUACAGAGUUCAACAAUCAUUGUCUAGUGCAUAGUAAGACUCCUUCUCUGUCCAUUUGUCUGCCCAUCAACCUAUAGCUAAUGCUGCACAGUAUAACCGAAGAAAAAAGAUGGUUUUUGAUAUAAAUCACUUUUUAUACUGAUGACACAAUCUGUAUUACAAUGUAUUUGUUCAUGAUCUAAAAAAAAAAGCUUAUGACACAAUUGAGGAAAUGAAGGAUACUAGCACUUGUAGUGUGUGGAAUGAGGGAAUUACUCUCUGCACUACUUUGUCAGUCUGAAACCUUGUAAUUGAAGGCUUUAAGUAUAAUGUAUAAGUAUAAAACAGCCUAAAGUCCUCUAGGUGGAAGUUCAAUAAUGUCAGAAAACACUCCUGUCCUGUAAAAUCAAAGUCCUGCAGGUGGGGGCUCAGUACUUUCAGUAAAAUACUGUCUAAAGGCCUGUAGCUGAAGGUUCAGAAAUGACAGUAAAACACAGUCUGAAGGCAUAUAGUUGAUGGCUCAGUACUGUCAAUAAAACACUUUCUGAAGGCCUAUUGAUGAAGGCUCAGUGCUAUUAAUAAAACACAUUUUGAAGGCAUAUAGGUGAAGGUUAAGUCUUGUCAGUUUAAACAAUGUGAAGGCCUGUAAGUGAGGACUUCGUAAUGUUAGUAAAACAAUCUGAAGGCCUAUAGGUGAGGACUCGGUGUACUUUUGAAGGCUUAUAAGUGAGGGCUUCAUAUUGUCAUUCAAGCACAUUCCGAAGGAUUACAGAAAACACAAUUUGCCUGAAUGCCUAUAUAUGAAGGCUCAGUACUUAAAGUAAAAGAUCAAAUGUGUUUGUUGUUCAUUUGUGAAAUGUCAGUCAGAAGUCCUACAGAUCAGCAGUAUUCAACAAACUUUAUACAUUGGUCCAGUCCCAUAUGUUGCUAAGUGAAUUUCUCCUUACAGUGUGAAUCUGCAUUGUUUUUUUCCCUGAAUGCGAGUCUUUUCUGAAAAGCUUUAGAAUACUGUGAAAAGAAUUUUCAAUAAUAUAUAAAAAUUGUAAAAGAAAAUAAUAAUGUUUCAUCAAAUUACUUAUCAAAUGAUAUUAUUCAAAAGAAAUCCAGAAUGAUUGUUUGUAGAUCAUGAUCAUAUUCAGGACAUUGUCACAGCACAUAGUAAAAACAUGCUCUUGGUGGAGUGUUGUCAUCAAUGGUUUCAGUUGGUAAUAAGAGACCAACAGAAACUGUAUCAUUAUAUAUAUUUUUUCCCUAUUUAAUAGGAUAGAAUUACCUCUAAUCAAGUGAAAUCAAUAUAUGAAGUAAAUAUAUUGCGAGUUUUGAGCAUAGAAAAGCAGAAAAAGGUUGUAAUAUUUAAUUCAUAGAUCCAGUAUAUUGCAUAUUGAUAACCAGAAAUAUUAUUGUGAAGUUCUACAUUUUCAUAGUGUUCAAAUUCCAUAGUGUUCAAAUUCCAAAAACAGCAUUUGGUGUGUGCUUGAUUUCGUAGAUAGGUAUCAUAUUACUAAAGAAAUCCACUAAUCCUAAAUUCAUGUCAAGUUUAUGACUUCCUGGAUUAAGGGUAUACCCACGAAAUUGAUGGAAAUCAAACAGAAAUUAAUGAUAUCACAGUGAAACAAUGUUGGCAUAAAAGUGGGGAGGUAACAUUAUUGUAAUAGUAUCACAUUGUUUAAUGUUGACAGGAGUAUAGAUAUGACACAAUAGUUCCAUGUUCAAGAUAUACAAAUAUUCAUUCUGAUUACAAAUGGAUGGUCCAAAAAAGCAUUUCAUAUUUGGAAAAUAAAUCUGUUAUUUUCAAUAAAGAUAUAAUUAUU
This is a messenger RNA of Ylistrum balloti, 8432 nucleotides long. RefSeq lists its product as uncharacterized. The transcript has 13 exons. The record is from RefSeq and is a predicted model, not a curated record. Bases 50 to 2557 code for a protein of 835 amino acids. Gene Ontology annotation, cellular component: nucleus. Lineage: Eukaryota; Metazoa; Mollusca; Bivalvia; Pectinida; Pectinidae. Gene Ontology annotation, molecular function: nucleic acid binding; zinc ion binding.